AGGAAGUGAACCCAAAAACAAUAUUUGGUGCGUUUGAAAAAGUGCAGUCUAAACGCACCGGCACCAAUUGAAAAAUGCAAGGAUGUUGCGACUUCACCCCAGAACCAGACCAAGACUACCGAACUAUAGGUGUAAAAGUGCCCUAAAACUUCGACUCCGAAAAGCGUCCGACUUGACCUCUUCAGACUCAAGUGCCUGAAAUUCCUUGAAUCAUGUUUUAUGAAGACAGCAACUUCCAAGGUCGCUAUUAUGAGUGCACCAGUGAUUGUCCCGAGCUCAACACCCACUUCAGCCACUGCAACUCUGUUCGUGUGGAGAGCGGGGCCUGGGUUCUGUAUGAGAGGCCCAACUACCUGGGCUACCAGUACAUCCUGACCAGGGGGGAGUACCCUGAUUACCAGCGCUGGAUGGGCAUCAACGACAGCAUCAGGUCCUGCCGGAUCGUACGGAACGCGUCUGGUGCGUUCAGGAUUCGUGUCUAUGAGCAUCCUGACUUUAGUGGCCAGAUGUUGGAGUGCACUGAAGAUCUGAAGAACCUGCCUGAACGCUGGCACCUCCUUGAGACUCAUUCUGCCCAGGUGCAGGAUGGCGCCUGGGUCUUCUACGAGCUUCCCAACUACCGCGGACGGCAGUACCUGCUGGAGAGAGGAGAGUACCGCCGCUUCACUGAGUGGGCAGCCAUGAACCCCAAUGUGGGGUCCUUCCGCCGUGUCCUCAACUUUUAGACUGUCUCUCUUUUAGUUCAUGUUUUACAUAUCUGUCCUUUGGUAAUAAAAAAGGAUUGUGCUCAGUA
Sander lucioperca (pikeperch) is the source of this 793-nucleotide messenger RNA. It is a transcript of the gene crygs3, whose product is annotated as crystallin, gamma S3. The record is from RefSeq and is a predicted model, not a curated record. NCBI's taxonomy places the organism in Eukaryota, Metazoa, Chordata, Actinopteri, Perciformes, Percidae. Bases 213 to 725 code for a protein of 170 amino acids. Gene Ontology annotation, molecular function: structural constituent of eye lens. Gene Ontology annotation, biological process: visual perception; lens development in camera-type eye. The transcript has 3 exons.